AUGGCGUCACAGCUGCUUCCCCUCGAACUCAUUGACAAGUGUGUCGGAUCAAGGAUAUGGGUCGUCAUGAAGGGAGAUAAAGAGUUCAGCGGUACGCUCCUGGGCUUUGACGACUAUGUCAACAUGGUGUUGGAGGAUGUGACGGAAUUUGACUACUCUGGAAACCACACAAAGCUUCCUAAAAUUCUGCUCAACGGCAACAAUAUCUGCAUGCUGAUUCCCGGAGGAGAAGGCCCAGUUGGUGCCGCAGCUUGA
This is a messenger RNA of Trichoderma breve, 255 nucleotides long. Its product is annotated as LSM domain-containing protein. Gene Ontology annotation, cellular component: U6 snRNP; Lsm1-7-Pat1 complex; U4/U6 x U5 tri-snRNP complex. The coding region runs from base 1 to 255 and encodes 84 amino acids. The transcript is spliced from 6 exons. Gene Ontology annotation, biological process: mRNA splicing, via spliceosome. The record is from RefSeq and is a predicted model, not a curated record. NCBI's taxonomy places the organism in Eukaryota, Fungi, Ascomycota, Sordariomycetes, Hypocreales, Hypocreaceae. Gene Ontology annotation, molecular function: RNA binding.